This is a messenger RNA of Rhincodon typus (whale shark), 6752 nucleotides long. RefSeq names its product cell adhesion molecule L1-like b (gene chl1b). Gene Ontology annotation, molecular function: protein binding. The coding region runs from base 323 to 4003 and encodes 1226 amino acids. Gene Ontology annotation, biological process: cell-cell adhesion. The record is from RefSeq and is a predicted model, not a curated record. NCBI's taxonomy places the organism in Eukaryota, Metazoa, Chordata, Chondrichthyes, Orectolobiformes, Rhincodontidae. The transcript has 32 exons.
CUGACACCUCCCUUACGUGCAGCCUGUUUUCCUUUGGCAGAGCGGAAUUUGACAGCGAGAGGAUGGGUUGCGUUUGAACUGUCUCACAGUUUGUCGGAGAAAACCCACACCAACCACGUUCCGAGUGAAGCAGAAGUGUGUGUGUAUGCAGACAGCAAGACAAGUGAAAUCAUUGAAACUUAGUCAGUUCGGCCAGAAGCUCCAUUAGGAUCCUGGUCAAUGACUCAUGGCUGUGCACUAAUCUAAGCUAAAUCUCAGUGGGAGCGCAGAAGAAAUCUUCACGUUUUCUUUCAGGCCUUGUUUUAUCACCCAAUCUUUGAAGAUGUUACUAAACACAAGAACUUUGCUGUUAUAUUUGUUCUGUUGGUCCAAGUGGAGCUCAUCAAUGGAGAUUCCAGAAGAGGUUUUUAUUCAAGAACAAAUUCAGCAACCUCCAACUAUAACCGUCCACUCGCCUAAGAGGCAUGUUGUAUAUCCAACAGACGAUUUCAUUAUCAAGUGUGAAGCCAGAGGAAAUCCGGCACCGAACUUUACCUGGACUAAGAAUGGCAAAGAAUACGAUCCAUCCCAGGAUCCCCGAGUGACCACAACCACAAACUCAGGAACAUUCACCAUCAAAAACAGCAACGGAAAUUUGAAGAGUUUUCAGGGAAAAUAUCGUUGUUUUGCCAGCAAUGAUCUGGGGGUAGCAAUAUCUGAAGAAAUUGUUUUUAUUACUGCAGCUAUCCCCAGAUUUCCAAAAGAGAGUACAAAACAUUUUGAAGUUGAGGAGGGAGAUGCUGUAGUAUUACCAUGCAAUCCUCCCAGUGGGCCACCUCCAUUAAAUAUUUAUUGGAUGACCAGCAAGAUACAGCGCAUACAACAAAACAGCAGAGCUUCCCAGGGGCUUAAUGGAGAUCUUUACUUUUCAAAUGUCCAGUCAUCUGAUAGCCGGGAAGACUACCUUUGUUUUGCACACUUUUCCCAAACGAGAACAAUUGCACAGAAAGAGCCCAUCAGCCUGAUUGUUAUGCCAUUCGUACUGACCAAUCAAACAGAGUCACCUGUCAGUUACAAUAAUUUGUCUGCUGCAAAUUCAAUAAAAGAUCGACCACCAAGAUUUCUAACACCUUCUGGCAGCAGCUCAAAGAUUAUUGCCUUGCGAGGUGAAACUCUUCAAUUGGAAUGUAUUGCUGAAGGCCUCCCCACACCCCAAAUCACCUGGACCAAGAUCGAUGGUGAUAUGCCAAAACGUAAAGCCACUGAAGAGAACUUCAACAAAACUUUGAAAAUAGUUAAUGUCACAGAACUUGAUGAUGGAAAAUAUGAAUGUAAAGCCGAAAAUGCAUUUGGUGUUGUCAAACAUGCCUUCUCCGUUACAGUGGAAGCUGCCCCUUACUGGAUCAAAAAACCCAGAAGCAAAGUAUAUUUUUCUGCAGAAAAUGCUGAAUUAGAAUGUGAAGUAGGUGGCCAGCCGCAACCGGAGGUUCAAUGGAAAGUGAAUGGGAAACCGCUGAAUGGAAAAGAGAGGUUUCAGCUGAGACAGAAGCAGAUAUCUGGAGUGAUUGAAGAUCUUGCACCGAUGAUGCUGACCCCUGAUGAUCAGAAAUAUAUUGCAGUUGAAGGAAAAUCCGCUCAGCUACACUGUAAAGUAUUUGGAUCUCCUACACCCACAGUAUUUUGGCUAAAAGAAGACAUGGAAAUUGCACUUGAGGGUGAGAAUUAUUUUGUGCAUGAAAAUGGUACUUUGGAAAUAAAGGAUGUCCGGAGUGAGGAUGGAGGAUUUUAUAUUUGUUUGGCAACUAAUAUAUUAGGCAACGACACCACGACCUGUACGUUAGAAGUCAGGGUUGCGACAGAAAUAGUGCUUCCACCUGAGGAUUUGAUGAUACCAAAGUCUGAAGUGGCACAGUUCAAAUGUCAUGCUGCAUAUGACUCUGCUUUCGAAAGUGACUUUGAGUUAUCAUGGAAACAGGAUGGAUAUGAAAUUUACAGUGACCAAACCGAGAAUGACAGAAUAAUAAUGGAUGGCGAUAUCCUUCAAAUUAAUGACGUAAGCGAAGAUGAUGAAGGGACAUACACUUGUGUGGCAAGAACCUCCUUGGACAUGGUUACAGCUGAAGCGAAACUUGUUGUCCUUGAUGUUCCAGAGCCACCAGAAGAUUUGAAAUUAACUGACCUGCAAAACAUGAAUGUUAGAUUAGACUGGAAUCCAGGAGAUAGCCACAAUAGUCCCAUAAUUGCAUUUAUUGUGGAGGAGACCACAUUUGAACCGAAAAGGUGGCAUGAAAAGACGAGAGUUGAUGGAAAUACAACUUCAGUUACAUUGCAGCUCUCUCCGUAUGUCACUUAUCAGUUUCGAAUAUCAGCUAUAAAUGAAGUCGGCAAAAGUCAUCCCAGUCAGCCUUCAGAAAAACACAUAACACCAUCAGCAGCUCCAGAGAAGAAUCCAAAAAAUGUAAAAGGAGAAGGAACAAAUAUUGACAAUAUGAAAAUUUCAUGGGAGCCGCUGAAACCAAUUGACUGGAAUGGACCUGGACUGAGAUACAAAGUUAGUUGGAGACGGCAAGGGGCUAACACAACGUGGAACGAAGAAGUGGUCAAUAAGCAUCACUACUUUGUUACGAAUACCUCAACAUUUGUACCUUAUGACAUCAAGGUGCAAGCAAUAAAUGAUGUUGGAUCAGGCCCAAAUCCAAAAGUCGUUACAGGAUAUUCAGGAGAGGAUAGUUUUACUUCAAAUGCCAUUCGGGAUAACCUGAGGCUCAGAGAUUUUCCAGCUUACCAUGUCAUAUAUUUCAGAAGGAUUGUCUACUGGAAAAUCAAAAGUUUGUUGGAAAGGAGAAAACGAUACGUUGAAAAACAUGUCCUUACUUUCAAUGGACAACGGCGUCAUGGAAUGGUUCCCGGUUUGGAACCCUACAGUGAAUAUGGUCUGAUCGUGAUGGUCUUUAAUAGGAAAGGUGAUGGACCACAAAGUGGACCCAUCCAUUUCAAGACUCCAGAAGGAGUCCCUGAGCAGCCUGCCUUCCUGCAAAUUGCAAACUUUGCUAAAAACUCUGUGACUCUGAUGUGGGGACCUCCGGCAAAACCUAAUGGCAUUCUUACUGGUUAUUUGCUUAAGUACCAGUUGAUUAAUGACACAGAAGAAAUUGGUUCUUUGAAUACUAUUAAUAUUACGGAUCCUGAUACAACCAAGAUAGUAGUCUCUGACCUUGACACCAGCAGCAAGUAUAAGUUCUACCUGAGUGCUUACACAAGGAGUGGAUAUGGGAAACUUAUUACAGAAGAAGGGACAACAGUAAUGGAAGGAGUUCCAGUCUUGCUGAACGUCAGUUCUUCUGUAAGUGCAACAUAUGCAAACAUCAGCUGGAUUCCAGGAAUGGGACAUGCAGCUUCUGAAUUUUAUGUUGCAUACAUGAAUAACCGUAAAGGUAAAUGGAAGAUUUCAGACGUGGUAAAUGUUUCACAAAAUUUCCACAUCUUAGAAGGGCUAGAACCUGGAACUGAAUAUACAAUCCGUCUUAUGGCUAAGAACUGGUUUGAUAACUCUAGCAUUUUUGAAGAUGUUAUAGAAACAAGGGGAAAAGCUUAUGCAGGAAUUCAUGGAGGAAUAUCUACACAAGGAUGGUUUAUUGGCCUAAUGUGUGCUGUUGCUCUCCUUACCUUGAUUUUACUAAUUGCUUGCUUCAUAAAGAGAAACAAAGGAGGAAAAUAUUCUGUUAAAGAUAAAGAAGAUGCUCGGGCAGAUCCUGAGGCCCAACCAAUGAAAGAAGAAACAUUUGGAGAAUAUGGAUCCUUAGAAAGUGAUAAUGAAGAUAAACCAUUGAAAGAAAGCCAGCAAUCACUGAAUGAGGUGAAGCCAACUGGAAGUGAUGACAGUUUGGCAGUGUAUGAAGAUGGUGGACCAGAAGUGCAGUUUAAUGAAGAUGGUUCAUUCAUUGGACAGUACAGAGGAAAUAAGGAGAAUGAUGCAGCAGAUGAAAAUGGAAGUUCUAUAGCCACCUCUCCAAUGAAAGCAUGAGAAACAUGUUCAUAAACUUCACUUACUUUCUUUUAGUGAAUUUGUUGUACAACUGAAUAUUUGUUACACAUUAACUCAGAUUGCCAACAGGCUAAAAGAAAAUAGUUGAUCAGGCCCUAACGGAUGCUUAUCCAAUAUUUGACAAAGACUAAGAUGCAUGGGAUAUUUUGUUGCAGUCCACUUCUCAGUCUAAAGGAUAUGUUGUGCAAAAUCCAUGUAAAAUGCAAGUGUCUGUAGGUUUGUAACACAAAUGGCUUCUAGUUGCUGAUGAAGUAAUUGCUUAUAACCUUUUAAAUCCUUGCUGCUGUUAUUAGCAAAUUUGAGUCCCUUUGUUACAGUUUGUUUAGGUGUCUUGUGAUCCUACAUGUUUAGAAAUUAAGAACCUGCAGAACUGAGAUUGAUAUCACUCAUGAACCUAAGGAGACCAACCCCUGGUGCACCAAUGCCUCUUAAUGCAAUGACUAUGGCAGCUGAAGGGACCAAGAACAUUUUUCCUCUGUUUUUGUUUAGCCAGUAGAAGAUCUCACAAAAUACAAUGAUCACAAUUUGCAAACUAAAUUUUGUGGCUACAGGAAAAAAGUAAGAAAUUAAUUAUUUAUAUGCAGAAUUCUAUCGAGCAAAAAAGGUCCAGAAUCCUCCUCUGAGUUUACAGUGAUAACUUCCAGUGGAAAUCUGAUUUGGAAUUGAAUAUUUUUAAAGAAUGGCAUGCAGAGGAUGAUGGAAAUUCGUGUUAAAAAUGGAUGCAAACUUGUUUAACUCGCAACAAUGGAACAAUUGAUUUGUCAGAAUCAUAAAUCAUUCUGUAAACUGUACCAUUGUUAGGGAUACAUAUGACUAUACAAUCCUUGUGUCUUAUUUUUCUUCAACUAUGCUCUUUAUCCAAAGUUCUGCAUUUAAUGAUUGUAUUCAGUCACCUAUUUUAGUUAUUAUCAAGUCAAAACAGUGCAAUGUACAUUUUUGUAAUUAGGAAUACAUUUAGAAUUUGGAGGAAAACUGCUGAUAAUUAAUUUUCAGCAGACCAACAAUGUUUUUAAAACAAUAUUCCUGCUACAAAUUCUGGGUAAAUACUUAAACAUUAAUUUUGUUGAUUCACAGCCUAUGUGUCAAUAAGAAGUAUCUAAGUGUCUGAUUUAUAUUGUGUGUAACAUAGGUAAAACAUAGCUUCAUGAUAUUGAACUAAAUAAACUACAUGUUUCCACCUCAGAAAAUUUGUAUACUUCAAAGAAUUUUACAUUCAUUUAUUAUUAGUGAACAAUUGUGAUGUUAUUGUAUUUGAGUCAAAGUUUUUAUUCGUAGAGUUCCAAUAAGUCUAAUUUUUGUUCUUGUUUAACAGUGCAUGGUAAUUUUUUUAUUUUAAAAGUAUUUCAAAUUGUGACAUUUUUGUAAAACGAACAAAUAAUAUUUAUAUUAACAAAUUGGAGAGCAUUUGCCAACUUCUGCAAUUGUUGCACAUAACUUUACAGUACUUACAAUGGCAAAAAGCUGACUAAAUAUGAAUGUGACAGAUGUUUUAAAAUUCAUGUUUUGCAGUGGUCUGGUUUUUAAGGAACAAUUGGCAUUAGAUAUUUUAGUGGUUAAAAAAGACCGAAAGUAGUUAUGUAUUUUCAUGAGCCUUAUUAAACAUGCAUGUCAUAUCGCAUGCAAAUUUACAAUUUUUUAAAGUGUGGCAACAUGUUUAAGCUUUGGUUCAUGUAUGGCUGUGUAUCAUUCCAUAUUAACUCCUUUUAUCAGGGUGAAUUAUUUGUGUAGCUACCAUAUUUACAGAAAAUGAAUCAUUUGUAAAUCACAGAUUUAAUCUUGCCAGAUUUGGAGGAAACAGUUUUCUAAUGAUGAUCAGAUUCAAUAAAAUUACUCUCAAUGCAAGGGUGUUUCUAUAUUUUCUGUAGUAAGGGAGUACGCUUUCAGUUAGGCAUGCUUCUUUUUAAAAAAAAAUUGAUUGAUGAACCAAAGUAUAAUUUCAAAGCCUUAUGUUUGUAUGGUAUGCUUCAUUUUAUUGUACUUUUGGACUUCAAUUCUACAUAAUUGUCAGAAUGGGCAUCACACGCAAAGACAAAUGCAAUGCCAACCAAUGCCCUUAAGCACAAAAUGUGAGGGCAGAUAUUUGCUUUUAAAAUAAAAUUUAUGUCCAAGGGUAUAAUAAACCAAAUAUUGACUGCAGUUUUCAGGCUAUUUGUAAACUAUUGCUCCUCAAGUUACAGAGGUAAUAUGUUCAGUAUGCAUGGUGUACAUUGCUCCUUUUGACAGUCUUGAUCACUGUAGCUGCUGGCUCAAUUGCUUACCAAUAUAGUCUUCAAUCGCAAUCAGUAACUGUGUAUCAUGAUACGUCUUCUCAAAAGAAACUUUGAAAACUUGUAUCAAGUUUAACAUAACAACUUUCAUAAUUUGUAUGCUCACUCAGAUAUUGUAAAAUCCCCUAAGAAUUAUUGUUAACUUAUUUAACUCGUAGUGAAGUGAUGUUAUUAAACAGUCUGUAUGGCUAUAGUACUUGCAGUCACUGUAUUAGAUAGAAAGCUGUGACAAAUGUACUUUAUAGUAUAUGCCCCCAUUUUAAAAGUUCAGAUACUCCUUCAAGUGAUACAAUUGUGUGUUCUCACUGAAAGAAAAGUCAUGUAAGGUUUGCAAAUUCAUCUUUUCUACCUGUACAACGUUCUUGUGUUAUACGAGAUCAUCAUGGAAUGUUUCCGCGACUAAUAUGUAUUGUGUAAAUGAUCUUGUGAUCUUUCCAAACAUGGAUGUUUGUCUUAUUAAA